UUUUCGGAAUGUUGACGGCAGAAGCAGAAAGAAUCAGGUUGGGGAAUGUUGUUCAAGAAAACACCGAACCCCUUUCUGGUGUGUCAAAUCCGAGCUGUACAGGCAAUGGAGCGCUUGUUUUUCGGGGCGAUACAACCUCUAUUUUUUCGGCAUUUUGUCUGCCUCCACCAGGAAAUGUAAACCAAUGUCUCAUUCUCGUCCUUGGAGAAUUUGAACGGUUCGUUUGUCCACAGAAAGGCUACCUCAAUGGAUUCAUCAAUGAUGGAGGACAGAGACGAGCUAUAUGCUGUUCUGUGUCUGGAGCUUCUUACAAUAACGAUGAAUGUGGGGAAUGGUUCCGAACGCGGGAAAAUUUUGCAUCACCUUUCGGUCCAGGUUUUUUAAUCACUGGAACUGACCCAGAGCCAGACGGGAUGGGAGGCAACCUUGGUUUCUUCAUCAGGGAAUGUCCAUACAGAAAAACUCAGUACACGUAUCAUUAUCGGGAAAAUAUGUAGGAUUUACAAAAUAAAGAAUGUUAAUAAUUUC
Messenger RNA from Saccostrea echinata, 528 nucleotides. RefSeq lists its product as uncharacterized. NCBI's taxonomy places the organism in Eukaryota, Metazoa, Mollusca, Bivalvia, Ostreida, Ostreidae. The record is from RefSeq and is a predicted model, not a curated record. Bases 9 to 497 code for a protein of 162 amino acids. The transcript has 5 exons.